Messenger RNA from Trichoplax adhaerens, 1626 nucleotides. RefSeq lists its product as uncharacterized. Bases 1 to 1626 code for a protein of 541 amino acids. NCBI's taxonomy places the organism in Eukaryota, Metazoa, Placozoa, Uniplacotomia, Trichoplacea, Trichoplacidae. The transcript has a single exon. Gene Ontology annotation, molecular function: short-chain carboxylesterase activity; monoacylglycerol lipase activity. The record is from RefSeq and is a predicted model, not a curated record.
AUGGAACUAAUAGGGACGUUCGUAAGUGCAAUUAUAUUGUUAACUAUCCUAUCUUUAAUUAGAAAUUAUUAUUUUCCACGAUAUAGUAAGCCUCAUUUAAGGUAUAAAUUAACUUCAAUGAACCAGUGGAUUGUAAAGCAUUGCUCUAAAUUAAAUCAAUUAUACAAGCCUCCAUUUUAUUCAGUCAAUGGUCAUUUACAAACUUGGCUCGCAACUCAAUGGCCUAAAAGCCCAAAGUCCAUGAACAUUCGAAACCAAAGUCAAAUUAUUGAUACGCUAUACUACGAACAUAUCGUAUUAGAUUGGUUCUGGAUAGAAUACCAUAAACAAACAAAAUUAACUAAUACACAACUUAAUGAUCACAGAAUUUUAACAUCAAACCAUCAAAAAAGAAUUCUACUAGAGGAAUCGUUAUCCGUCUCUCACAUUAUUGUUAUCAUACCUGGUUGGUUGACUACCAUGACAUCAUCUCAUGUUACUUCAUUAAGCAUUGAAAUGGUAAAUUAUUUUCAACAAUUUGAUAAAACCCAAAAAAAUAACUGUGGCAAUGGAUUUAAAUGUGUUGUUAUCAACCCACCGACUGGUCUACUCCAAUCACAGCAAUCCCAUCAAAAUCAACACCAAAAUGCUAAUCAUAAUUCAUUUUUAGUUAAUGGUGAUGGUACUCGAUCAAAUUAUACUUGGAAUCAAGAUAGUCAGUAUCAAUUACCAACAAGCCAACAAUAUUCACGCCAUCUUCAUGAAGUUUUACGUCAUAUACGUAAUAAAUAUCCAAACGCUUACAUCUCUGCGGUCUCUAUCUCACUUGGAUAUAGUCUACUGCUAUCGUACUUAAGUGAUAUUGGCGCCUCAACAUUGAUUUCAGCGGCGGUAUGUAUAUCACCAAGUUAUGAUUUAGAAGAAGUCUUAACUAAUUUAGCAUCCAACUUACCGUAUGAUAUUCUUUUACGCCAUAACAUUAAAAGAUCUAUAGUAAAUAAUCAUCGUAAAGUUCGGCAACAAUUGAAUCAUCAAUUGCAAUCGUCUGCAACUCAGAUUGAUGAGAAUAGUAAAUAUUAUAAUAAAACCUUAAACCUAAAUCCCGAUUUUCAAUUUGAUAAAUAUACAAAUGGUAACUACUAUCAUCAGGAAAAGCAAGGCAAUAAUGGUAAAAACCAAGAAACAAAACCGCUUAGAUCUAAGACGAUACCUACAUUAUUAAAAUGUAAGACAGUUCGAGAGGUAUAUUGCCAUCUAUACGGUAUACCAUUGAAUCAUGAUUAUGAAAAUCAGAGUGAACCCCAUGAUACAUUGCAAUCGAACGAUAAAAACUGUUGGGAAUUUAUCAAUCCAAUGUCCGAUAUCGAUGAGAUAUGCAUACCAGUAUUAUGCCUUAAUGCAAAGGACGAUCCGAUUACAGAUUGCAAACUGAUUCCGAAUACGUUAUUUGAUCAGCAUCCAACAUUUAUAUCUGCAAUAACAAAAUACGGUGGUCAUGCUGGUUUCUUAACGGAAAGUCAAAUGCGUUCUUGGUCUAGUCAGGUUGCAGUUGAAUUCAUUAUUACGGUACAAAAUUAUAAUAUUAAGCUAUUGUACGGAUCAAGAAAUGACCAGGAUAGUGAAAACGAUAGCUCAAACCUGAUUUGA